This is a messenger RNA of Triticum turgidum subsp. durum (durum wheat), 2193 nucleotides long. NCBI's taxonomy places the organism in Eukaryota, Viridiplantae, Streptophyta, Magnoliopsida, Poales, Poaceae. The record is from the annotation of a GenBank genome assembly.
AUGGCGAGCAGGUUUGCCGAUGCGUUUCUUCAAGAAGUGCGGCUCGGAUUUGGUGCAGAUGGGAGGAGAGGGGUUCCUUUUCUGCUGACCUCGUCCUGGGAUUCGAUUCCCAUCUGCGAGGGUUCAUCCUUUCCUCGAAUGGUUUCCUACAUGGGGAACCGUUCUCGGCCCAGUGUAGCUAAGGAAACCAUGGAACCAAUUGAUGAGGAAACAGAGAGUCCUAGCAGGGCAGCACAACUGAAAUGCCCGGAUAGAAACUCAGGCGAAAUGCACCUCAACCGGUUCCCAAAUUUUCAUUGCAAGAGUCUGCCUUCAAGACGCCGUGAGGAGAACCCAGAAGAUAGCAUCAUUCAUAGUCGUGGUUCUAUGUACCAGAGCUCCAGUGAUUUGAGGUCUUCUAUGAACAUAACUCGUGGAUUUAAUCAAGAUGCCAGGGAGCUUGUGGAUAUUUCAUCGCGUGAGGUUCCCAGUGACAACUUGAGGCUUGGAAGGCCACGCAAGGACUGCAAUUUGUUAAAGGAUGAUGUAAGAGACAGGUUCCCGGGGUUAUCGCUCAAAGAAGACAAUGCCACGUGUCCUGCCGCAAGUGCUGCUCCUCAUUUGCUAGAAAGCAGCAGUAGCAAAGGUACAAUGUCAAAUUGCCAACCUCCUGUUGGCCUUCAUCCUGAUAGGAGUAACCAUGGCACAAUAGAUUCAGUGAGUAAUCUCCCCAAGUCCUUGUCAGCUAAGGUGGGCGUUUUUGAUGCUACAUGUCCAUCAGAAAGUGUUCAUGGUGUCGAUGGCAACAAAAAAGCUCGAUCUAGUGCGUUUAAGAAAAUUUUGGAUCCUUUCAUGAAGUCCAAAUCUCUGAGGAAUCCCUCCCACAUGGUAAUGGAAGAUGCAAAAUGUGGUAAUCCACCAGUUAGAGGAAAAGAUAGUGCACUGCGCAAAUCUUUGUUGAGUGGUAUCUCAAGAUCUGACCAAACUCCCACACCUAAAUGCCAGAUGAGUGGGGAAGCCCGGCCUAUCACAGUUACUUCAUCGCCGACUCAUUUGCAUGCUGUUCUUAAACUGGAUCAUGACAAUGGCGCUUUUGGUUUUGAGUUCUGUACCAAGGGUCCAGAAGAAUCCAUUUACGCUAGCACUUGGAAAUCCGGGAACGAACUGAAUUGGAUUUACACUUUCCAUAGUGUUGGCAAGCGAUCAAGUACCGUGGGAAGGACCUCCAAGGAUAGGCAUGGGUGGCUGCCUCCAAUUGUUGGCCAGAUGCAUGUGUCUUCCUAUCUGUACUCUGAAGUUGAAGAAGAUGGUAUUUUAAAUAACUCAGCCACUAGCGAGUUUGUUUUGUAUGACAUUGCUCAUGCACGACGGAGCUCUGCUGUUGAUAGAGUUCAGCGUCCAGAUUCCACUCAACCACCAUUCUGCAAUGUUGUUAAGAAUUCAAUCUCUAGGGAGUCUCUAGAGAGAAAUAAUCAGAUGGAGCGGCAAAAUACUGCAAGGAAUAACUCAGAUGCAUCGGUAUCUUGUCUUUGGUCCCAAGAAGAUCUUCAUCCUCAUUUGGAGGUUGCAGCUGUUGUAGUCCAAGUGCCGUUUCAUCAAACCCGGUCCCUCGAAUUGAAAACUGGAUCAUCACCAGGUACAGUUAAAGUGGUUACAGCAGGCGGAGCACACGGGUUACCAAGGGAUGAUGAGACCAGUCCAUCACCGUUACUUAACCGUCUAAAGAGUGGGGGAAGGUGUGACUGCGGUGGAUGGGACAUGUCUUGCCCAAUCGUUGUCCUUGAAAAUGCAUAUGAUAGUUAUUGGGUCGAUUCUGUGAUGAAUGAAAGCAAGCAUCCCAUGGAGCUAUUUGUUAAGUAUUUCAUUUGUGUACUCCAACUGUUGAAGCAGGGUAACCAGGAAGUUCUCCCUGCCCUUUCCAUGAAAGUCGAUGGGAAAGGAGAGUUCUCAGUGGAUUUCCAUGCACGAUUGUCGGCGCUGCAGGCAUUCUCAGUCUGCAUAUCUUUGCUUCACUGUUCUGAAGCUUCUCCAACCAUUGGUAUAGAGAAAUUCAAGCACAAGCUGUAUUCCAGUUCAAUGAAAAUGCUCCUCAAAGAAGAAGUGAAGCAGUUAAUAGGAUCAGUAACAGGAAAAGAGAAGAAGAAAGUGAAGAGGAGGAAAGGAAAAACUCCGGUGGUCAAUGGCCCUCCGUUCUCACCCAUGGGAAGAGUAUAG